GUGCAGUCUUUCGUUCACGUGUUGUUGUUGACUUGCGUGCCGAGUGUGUUGUUAAUUUUAUAUUAUUGCUUCUAGGUUAUUAGAAAUGGAUUUCCAUAAGUUAAGAGAAUUAUUAAAAGCUACUAUUGACCCUAAUAGAAGAAAAGAAGCAGAAGAAGAACUGACGAAGAUCCGCAAAAUUGCCGGGUUUGGGCCAGCUCUGCUGCAGCUGGUGAUGUCAGCAGAGCUGGACACAUCAGAGCGUCAGGCCGCCGUCAUAUUCCUCAAGAACCUCAUCACCCAAGCCUGGCAGGAGCCACCCAAGCCUGACCCUGCUGACCUCACUGCUGUCAGUGACCCUGACGCAGAGUUUGCGCUGCUGGAGCAAGACAAGGUUGUCAUCCGCAACUCCAUCGUCGAUGCCGUCGUACACUCCCCCGACAUCAUCAGAGUACAGCUCGGGGUGUGCACGCUGCACGUCAUCAAGCAGGACUUCCCCCUCAAGUGGCCGGGGCUGGUGGAGAGCAUCCAACUCUACCUCUCCAACCCCGACACCAACGUCUGGCCCGGCGCCCUACUCUGCUUAUAUCAACUCACCAAAAACUAUGAGUACAAGAAGGGCACAGAGCGACAGCCGCUGUUGUCAGCAAUGUCAGCGCUGCUGCCGAUGCUGUACGAGCGCCUCGUGCACCUCAUGCAGCCCCAGACCGACCAUCACAUGCUCAUACAGAAGCAGAUCCUCAAGAUCUUCUACGCCCUCAUCCAGUUCCAGUUCCCCACUGAGGUCCUCCCACGACCCACGCUCACGCAGUGGCUUGAAGCCCUCCGUCAGAUCCUCAGCAGAGGGGCGGUGCCCCCUGGAGUGCCCCUCCCUCCUGAAGAUGAGGACCGGCUUGAGCUGCCCGGGUGGAAGCUGGCCAAGUGGGCCCUGCAUAUCCUGAACAGAAUAUUUGAGAGAUAUGGCUGCCCCAGCACCGUGGCUCCUGAACACAAGACCUUCGCGUCCUGGUACCUCAAGACCUUCAGUGAAGGCGUCCUUCAGGUGCUGCUGAAGAUCAUGGACCAGUACCGCAACGGGGAGUACGUGUCGUCGCGAGUGAUGCAGCAGACGCUGGUCUACAUAGAGAUGGGUCUCGGUCAGGCCCUCAUGUGGAAGCUGGUCGCCCCCCACAUGCUCCACGUGCUCCAGUUUGUGGUCUUCCCCCUGAUGUGCCACAGCGACAAGGAUCAGGAACUGUGGGACUGUGAUCCCGCUGAAUAUAUACGACAAAAGAACGAUAUUUAUGAAGAUUUAGUGUCCCCAGUCUCGGCGGCGCAGAACGUUCUCGCUACGUGCGUUCGCAAACGUAAACAAAUGCUUGAGAAAGUCAUGGCGUUCGUGAUGAACGUUUUGAACACCCCGAAUGUUGAUCCCAGACACAGGGAAGGAGCGUUCCAUAUGAUAGGAAGUCUCGGGAGUAUCCUGAUGAAGAAGGAUGUGUACAAAGAACAGAUGGAGGCCAUGUUAGUUCAGUAUGUGUUCCCUCAGCUGAACAGUGAACACGGCUACCUCAGGGCGCGCUCAUUCUGGCUACUCCAACACUUCACUGAGAUCAGGUGGUCUUCUACUGACGGAGGUCUACCCAGGAACCUGAACCACGCAGUGAGCGCCUCCGUGAACGCGCUGCUCACAGACACAGCCCUGCCCGUGAAGGUGGAGGCGGCGAUGGCCAUAUCCAUCUUCAUAGCCACGCAGGACAGGGUGGAAGAGGUCCUCAAGCCACAGAUGGCCAGCAUCGUCAGGGAGCUCGUCAAGCUCAUCCAGCAGACGGAGAGUGACGACCUCACCAACGUCAUGGCCAAGAUUGUGGCGAGCUACAGCACCCAUCUGGCACCCAUUGCUGUUGAUAUUGCCACGCAGCUCGCUAUAACCUUCCAGCAGGUGCUCAACAGCGAUGACGGGGCAGACGAGCGCGCCAUCACAGCGAUGUCACUUCUCAGCACCGUGGAGACGCUGCUGAGCGCCAUGGAGGAGUCUCCGGAGAUCAUACUCCAGCUGGAGCCUAUAGUCCUCAGCCUCGUGGGCAUGAUACUCGACAAAAACAUCAUGGAGUUCUAUGAAGAAGCUUUAUCCCUGAUCUACAACCUGACCUCUAACCACAUCAGCGCCGAGUUGUGGCAGUGUUACGAUAUGUUGCAUCGUCUCUUCUCCACCGAUGGCUUCGAUUAUUUCAUGGAGAUGUUGCCAGCCCUGCAUAACUUUGUGACGGUUGACACGCCUGCUUUCCUGUCUGUGGAGACCCGUCUGCCUGCGCUCUGUCAGAUGUGCCAGAGCAUCCUGACGAAGGGCGAGGACGAGGACUGCGAGUGCCACGCUGCCAAGCUGCUGGAGGUGGUGAUCCUGCAGUGCUGCCCCCCGCCCCCCGUGCUCCAGGACAUCGCCUCCCUCGUCCUGCAGAGGCUCCUAGACUCCAGUCGUGAAGACUCCAGUCGUGCUGUACAGACUACAGAGCUGCGCACCAUGCUGCUCCAGGUGGUGAUCGCUGGACUGUACACCAACUCUGAAGUGAUGUUGUCGGUGCUGGAGUCGAGCGCCGUGCCCAACACCAACAUGUCGCUGUCGGAACACUUCAUCAAGCAGUGGAUAGAAGACGUUGAUUGCUUCCUUGGCCUACACGACCGCAAGCUCUGCGUCCUGGGCCUCUGCACGCUGCUGCAGCUGGGGCCUGACCGAGUGCCUGCCCUCAGUAACUGCUACAGCAAAAUACUUCCUGCCUUACUAGUGCUCUUCCAGGGACUGAAGAGGGCGUAUGCGGCCAAGGCAGCUGAGGAGAACAAUGAUGAUGAUGAUGACGACGAUGAUGACGAUCCUUCUGACCUGGAGAACGAAGCCCUGGACAGCGACGAGGACGAACUCAAUGAGAAUGAAUCUUACCUCGAGAACCUCAGGGACCACAUCGACAGCCAGGGCUGGGGCAUCACCACGAGCAUACAGGUGGGGCAUAAGCAUACAGGUGCCUAGGGUGGUGUACCAG
Molecule: messenger RNA, 2993 nt
Organism: Hyalella azteca
Lineage: Eukaryota; Metazoa; Arthropoda; Malacostraca; Amphipoda; Hyalellidae
Gene: msk
Product: importin-7
Exons: 11
Coding region: 86-2980 (964 amino acids)
Biological process (GO): protein import into nucleus
Cellular component (GO): nuclear envelope; cytosol
Molecular function (GO): small GTPase binding
Source: RefSeq, a predicted model, not a curated record